This is a messenger RNA of Fusarium sp. VM40, 930 nucleotides long. The record is from the annotation of a GenBank genome assembly. NCBI's taxonomy places the organism in Eukaryota, Fungi, Ascomycota, Sordariomycetes, Hypocreales, Nectriaceae.
AUGAAAUCUUUAGUCUAUUCAGCCAUCUAUGGGCUCAGCACCGUGAGUGCCUAUACUGUCACCAAUGCGCCAAGGUUUAUGUUGAAGAACAUAGAUCCUAUUGUGUUUCCAGGCCAGUAUGUCAGCCACAUGCAUAGCUUUUUCGGAUCAGACGCAGUCACCGCCAACACAACCACAUCCAAAGAUCUUCAAAAUGGGUGCUCCACUGCAGAGAACCCAAACGACUAUUCGUCCUAUUGGGUGCCGACACUUUUUGCCAAGAAUGGCACUGAUCAUGUUACGGUUCCUGUCAGCCGAUUUAGCGCCUACUAUGUGAGCAUUGACAAAGCCGAAGUUGCUAUUCCGCAGAACUUCAAGGUGGUCGUCGGCAAUGCAAGCGCAACCUCCAACGAUGACGUCGAGCCCCUUGCCGGGAUUCAGUGGUUCUGCGAAUUCGGAGGCGAUCCAAACGAGGUCAAGGAUCGAGCAGCAUUCCCCACCAAGGGCUGCGGGCGGCUACAAACGAUUUUACUAUUCCAUGACUGCGUCAACGAGGAGACUUUGGAAUCUGCAUACUCUGGAGUUCAACAUUGGACGAAAACAUUCAAGCCAGAGAAUCGUUGCCCAGCGGACAUGAAGCGAAUGCCGCAGCUCCGUUUCAGCAUCCGCUAUGACCUCCGUGAGAUCUUGCCAGACGGCUGGGAUGGUACCGCUCCACUGGAACUGUCUUGCGGCUCAUCAUACUGUACGCACGGUGACUUUAUCAACGGCUGGCUUCCCAAGGCGGCCGAUAACAUGCUACUUGCAAACUCCAAGAGAGAAUUUAAGGGUGUCGAUGGCCCCAAUGGAAAGUAUAACGCCGGCUCGCUAUGCAAGGCAGAAGAUUUCAAGGACGCUGAUCCGGAGCACGGGACUAGUGAUUAUGAGAAAAGCAAGCAGACUCUUGCCUGA